Crotalus tigris (Tiger rattlesnake) is the source of this 8294-nucleotide messenger RNA. RefSeq names its product zinc finger protein 385B (gene ZNF385B). Lineage: Eukaryota; Metazoa; Chordata; Lepidosauria; Squamata; Viperidae. Gene Ontology annotation, cellular component: nucleus. The record is from RefSeq and is a predicted model, not a curated record. Gene Ontology annotation, molecular function: zinc ion binding; nucleic acid binding. The coding region runs from base 5296 to 6774 and encodes 492 amino acids. The transcript is spliced from 10 exons.
UUCAAAAGCCAAUAGAAUAAAAGGGAGUAGCACAACUAAGGAAAAGGGGGAAAAAAUGGUGGACUGCGUUGUUUGGUGACCCCCGUGAAAUGGUCGUUCGACCUAUUUGCCUCAGUUCUGGAUCUGGUGUAGCUUAAGAAAAGAUUAAGAAUACUUUCCUCCAGAACCAAAAGCUAUUUUCAGAAUAGGAGAAGCACAGCCCAGAAUGGCCAUUUGGAAAGAGAGAUUACGUAUCAGACUUUGGUACCUAAUGCCUGGCCAGAGCUUUCCAAACUGCUUGUCAAAUUUUACACAAGGUCCUUCUAGAAAAAGGUUUUGUGCUCUUGGAAAAAAUUGAGUUUUUUUCAAACAUGGAUCCAACACUUUUCUGCAAAAGGGCUAGACCCAUGUUUAAAAAUUGGAGAAGCACUCUCUUGAGCAUGCUAGUCCUGUUCUGCUCCAAGUCAAUUUAAACCACAAAGGAUAUCCAGGUUUUGCCAGCUGUGUGUGUUGCUUGUUCUGUCACCCUUGGAAGCAUUAUUUUUUUCCUGUUGCUUCUGCUUCUGAUGAUCACACAAGCAGCUGUGUCCACCAUGAUAUUGUGUUAUAGAGUUACAUUGUGUUACAAUGUAUUGCAGUGUGCACAACCAUAGCUUCUCUUGUUUCUCAAAUAAAAUUAGCAGAGCUGUGCUCUUUCCUGCUCAUUGUUGAAAGCUUGGAGAAGAACCUAAUUCAAAAAUGGGAAGUGGGGAGAUGCUAAUGUGAAAGGAAAUCAGAGAUCAGGAGUAAAUUAAGAGGGCAAAUUGAGAGAGUGGCUGCAAGAGGGGCUGGCUCAUGAAUAGAGGAAAAGGAUUUCCUAAUUGCCCAAAACAUGUCUAAAACAUGCUUAACCUCUUCUCCAUGGUAAUGGGUGUCAAAAACAUUCUAAUCGUUAACAUGACUUGAAAGUGUGGUAGGACAUGGUUAAUUUACUGUAACUGGAAAAUUGCUCUUAUUCCAAAACACAAAAUGACAACAGAAGGCAAUUUAAAUCAUGGGGUGAGCACAAAAUGAGCCCAACUUCAUUGGUCAAAUUAAUUGAAUGAUAUAAACUAUUAGUAGGUAAAGGGCCUAAGUGGUUGUAAUUUGGGCAAGACUGUCAAGUGUUCUUUAUAAUUAAAUGCUGUUUUUUCCCUUUUAUUUCUGCAUUCAGAAUAUUUAGGUGUAGGGGAAACAAAACAAAAACAAAAAGAUUAAUCAUUUUCACAUGAACUAUUAAACAAGAGGACUUUCGUGUCUUGUUAUUAAUGGAACUAUAAACAGCAUGUGAAUUGUGAAGUGAUUGUUCAUGCUAUUAAGUAAAAGUAAAACCAGUUUUCCAAAAGCAUGGAUUGAAGUACAAUGGAAGUAUUAUCCAAUCAGUGCUAAAGUGUCUUUCUUUUCUGUUUUAGAGUAUCAACAAAAAAAUAGAACAGUGUUUUUCUGCCACUUAGAAGCACAUCUUCUAGACAGCUUAAAUAUUUGUCUGGCUAGUUUAAUUCCAAUUCAACUUGUGAUUAUGUUCCACUCUGUGUCUUGUUUAAUACAGUUCCGACUUAACUUAAAAGGGUAUUUGUAAAAAUAAUUACUAUCCUCAAAGAUCUUUGUUCUUUUGUAUAUAUAAAAACAACCGUAGUAUUAGAAGUUGAAAAAAAAUCUUAGACAGAAAGCAGAUAAAUUUUUAAUUUCGUGGACUUUGAAAUAUCUUGAAUAAUUACUUCAAAGCAAAAAAGUAUAAAAUCAUGUAUUUAUUUAUAUGCUUCUAAUAUCCAAAGCAGUUAUAACAAUAUGGAUAGCAAAACAAACAAUUACUGACGUGUGGGAAACUAGCAGUAAGACGAGCCAAAAUAACAAAAAGAGAAUGAAAAGAUUAAGCAACUAUUUAUCAUCCAGAAAAAAAGGCCUGUGGCCAUGAUAGUUAAACUUGAUUAGAUAGGUGUGGCAAGAUGAAAAGGUCCUGGGUUAUAUACAGAUAAUCCUCGACUUACAAAACUAUUCAUUUAACGACCACUCAAAAUUAACAGCACUGAAAAAGACUGACUUAUCACUAUUCUUAAACCAUUGUGAAACCAUUGGGGCAACCCCACAGUCAUGUGAUCAAAAUUCAGGUGUUUAGCAUAUUGCAUGCAUUUAAAAGAGUUGUAGUGUUCCAGGCUUCUGGGAUUGCUAUAUGCAAUCUUCCUAGAAAGCUUCUGACAAGCAAAGCCAUGGUUCACUUAACUGUAGUGAUUCACUUAACAACCAUGGCAAAAUUGGGAUGUGACAAUGAAAUGAAAAUUUGGGGCUCAAUUGUGGUCGUACACCGAGGAUUACUUAUGUUAAGAUUGGUGCUAGAAGCUUAUGUAAUUCUCAUUUUCUCCUCCUCCUCUCCAUGAGAGACUGAAAGGCCAUAAUGAACAGCUCAGGCAAUGUGGGCUGUAAUUGGAAGAGGGAAAUCCAAAUCUCACAGAGACAGAGUGAAACUAUGUUUGCAUACCAUAUAGAUAAUUUGCGUAGCAAUGGUUUAGGAUCAAAUUAGAGUUGUACUAUGUCUUAAAAACCAAUCUUUUCUCUAGUGAAGCCCACCAGAUGGUUUGGGACUCCAUUGCCAGAGUUGCCAACGAGCACAGAUAUUAACAGUUUCACAGAAGCAAGUGUAGUGCAACUGAUUCCAAGCAAAAAUUAUCACCAUGUUAGUUGGCCAUUUAAAUACUCGCAUUUAUAAGAGAUUUGUCAUUCAAUAUACUGCACUACACUAAUUAUAUUUUCCUCUCGUUUAUCUGUGCCCUGCUCUUCCUGCUUUCAAGUUUUCAUCAUGUGUUGUAAAAAGUAUAAACAAAAUGCUAUAUUAUGUGAUAUUUUAAAAUGCUUUUACUGUAAUAUAAAUAAAAAUAAAUAUUUUCUGAACAAUACUAGUAGUACUAUUACUACUAUGAUUUAGAGAAGGGGUCUUCAAACGUGGCCCUUUUAUGACUUGUAGACUUCAACUCCCAGAAUUCUUCCGCUAGGCACGCUGGCUGAAGAGUUGAGGUCCACAAGUCAUAAAUGGGCCAAGUUUGAAGACUCUUGAUUUAGAGAAUUAAGCUGACAUGGAUUUCACAGAAGUGUUAAGAUAUUAUCUAGUGACUUCUUGAAAAUAUGAGAGCUCCACUAAACUAAACGUAUUCAGGACUAGGUUGCAUGUAAAAAAAAAUUGUUAGCCCUCUUAAACAUUAUUUUUUCUCAGAUAUCAUUUUGAAUCACACAUUCUUAAAAACAUUGGAAAAUAUUGAUGGCAGUUCUAUCUUAUAUCAUGUAUUUCUGCCAAGAGAAACAUUAUUGGUGAAAAAAGUAUAUUUUCUUAUUCUUCCUUAUUCUGAGUAAUCCUUGAAAUAUCUGCUCCAUCAUUUACCUUAGAUAUAAACCCUUCUACUGUAAAAUCAUGUUAAGCUCUCUUCUAUUACUGUUAACAUUUUGAAAUGGUUUUACAGGCUUUCUGUUCAUUGAAGAUUUCUCUGAAGGAUCCUAACAUUAGUGAAAAUGAUAUGAAACAGUGCAAACAUAGGGCCCAAUCUAAUUAAAAAUUAACCACACCAGCAUUCAAUCUUUUUUAUUUGGGAGCUCAAUGACAAGUUCUUUGCUCUUUAUUUCCUGAAAAACAACUGACAUUGGAGCAGGCCUUUAGUUAACUUGAUGGUAUUUUUUUUUUAGACUUAGUUUCACUUAUCAUACUUACCCAAUAACUUCAUGAGUAUUUAGACAAGAUGUGUUCAAAAUCUGAAGUACUGUACAGUGUAUUUCAGUAAUGCAGCUCCUUGACUUUACUUAUAUGAACUGAAUACAGAAUGUUUCAAUAAAAUGUCUAUAUUGAGUGGCAAUUGCUCUUAGGCAUUUUAUUCAGUUUUUCAAAGCCAUAUGUAGCAGUAGUAGGAACAAAAUAUGUAAAUCAUGAAUGUUACCUCCAGGCCUUUCCAAAAUCUUACUGAAUAUACAAAGGCUUUCCUCAAAGCUGUUCAGUGUUGCUUGAUUUAAUAAAAGUAGUCACAGAUAACAUACAUUUUUUGCUGUUGCUUUAAUAAUUUUUAAAUAUAAUAAUCUGAAUAUAAAUCUAUUUCUCUGUUGACAUGUUAGUGAUGUAGAUUCAGAAAGGGUUGCUAACUCAGCCUGGGUGUCUUUGCAGAAAUAGUAACAACAGCAAAAGUGAAUAUGGUGUUCCAUUUUCAUCUGAAAAACUGAUCUUUGAUUUUAGAUAGAUGAUAGACAGAUAAACAUUUGUCAUUUUUUUUACUGUGGGCACAAUGGCACAUAUUAAAAAUGAAAUUUAGUUGCUUGCUCUCAAAGUGUACACAUACACAACACACAUUUAAACAUGCUACAUACAAUGUAUGUAUAGACUUACAGCCUUACAUAUAGAAGUGCCCAAAUCUGAGGAACUGAAGAUGUCUGCUUUGGAUUUUCUUACGGGAGGGAAGGAGUUUCUUCCCAAAAUGGGCCUCUUCUUGUUCACUGAAGUAAAUGCAUCCAUUCUGCUCACUUAAAGGCUUGCCGAUCGAUAGAUUUGCAAGACCAGGAAUCAAUUAAUUUUCCAUGAGAGGAAACCUGCGAAGAUGAGCAGCUUAAAGUCGAAACGUUGAAUCCUGAUGAUAAACCUUGGCGGGUAAGAGCGUGCUUCUUCGGGCUAUAAGUGCUUAAGAAAAAGUUACGAGAAUGAACUACCCCGUUGCAAAACGCCGCCAGGUCAUAAAUAGAAAUUAAAAGGCUAAGAGCGAGCCUUGUAUCAAGACUUGUUUCGUGCAGAGUUUUAGCGCGCCAAGAAACUGCAAGCGGCCGCACUCCGCGCGCGCUUCACCUGGCUGCCUAGGGUCGUUUAGGGCCAGGCCGGGCGCAUGCGCGCGGCGGGAUGUCGCCGGCGCGCCGCUCCGGUCCAGGGUUGAGCCGCUUGGCUGGCGGUUAGGAGAGGUGUCCACGCGCUCUGCCCGUCGACCUAACCGAAGAAGCUUCCUGGAAAGGGCGGGUGGGAGAAAGCGCGCGCUCAGCCGAACGCAUAGGCGCCCAUGAAGGCGCUUCCUCCGGUCCCGCGCCAAAGCCGCGCCUCGGCGAGGUAAGAAGCUUCGCCCGGGACGGUCGCGCGGACAGGUGCCAAGCAGAAGCCCUCGGAGACCCCUCGGCGCGGUGGGGUAGUGAAGUCUCGGUCGGCUACGAAGUUUGAGCGGUCCUCUUGAGUCCUUCGGGGGCUCUCGGCGUCAAAUGCUGCUUUUUGUGCUGGCCUGCCUGCGGAAUGGGAGGCACCGCGGACCCGAGUAUUCCUGAUGUCUGAAAGCAUCUGCUAUCUAACAAGACAUGAAGCAUCCAAUAUGUCCUGACCACAUGGCUGGAGAUAAAAGUGUGAAUCCAUCAGCACUUCGAAGGGACUUUGAUGAUAAAGGACAGAGAUACGAUAGGCCAGACUAUCGAUUAAGUAAAGAGAAAAAGAAGAUUAUAUUUUCCUUUUGUGAUGUGUGCAAUAUUCAGCUGAACUCAGCAGCACAAGCUCAGCUUCAUUACCAUGGAAAGUCUCAUCUGAAAAGAGUAAAACAGCUGAAUAAUGGGAAGAUACCUACAAAUACAAGCAAUUUAUUUGCAAGUUCCAGCACAGGCAGUACAUGCCAUAGUACUUCACUCCCAACGCUUGUCCGGACACCAACCCUUGUGAUGCAGCCCUCUCUGGAUGUCAAAUCAUUUGUGUCCUUCCCUGUGGAGAGCAGUUCUGCUGUUGGGCUCUUCCCAAAUUUUAACACUAUGGACCCAGUGCAAAAAGCUGUCAUAAACCACACAUUUGGCGUGUCACUUCCUCUAAAGAAGAAACAAGUCAUCUCCUGCAGUGUGUGUCAACUUCGCUUUAAUUCUGAUAGCCAGGCUGAGGCCCACUACAAAGGAAGUAAACAUGCCAAGAAAGUCAAAGCACUAGAAGCAACGAAAACUAGACCAAAAGCAAGUGCUUCCAAGAACAGCGCAAUGGCUAACUUGAACGGCUCUGCUACGCCGGCCCCGGCCAACAUCUCUAACAAAUCAGAUAGGGCAAUUCUGAAAGCUAAUGACUCUAGCCAACUUUCAAGGGCUGAAGCGGUCACCUUUAUAUCCGCAUCUGCCAGUGCAGCAGCAGCAGUAGCAGCAGCUACAGUAACCACACCUUUGUGGCCAGUUUCUUCCAAGAGCACAAAUGGGACUACAAUUGCCAUUUCUGAAUCCGAAGAGGAGAAAGCCAAAAAAUUACUGUAUUGUUCAUUAUGCAAAGUGGCUGUGAAUUCUUUAUCUCAGUUAGAAGCACACAACACAGGUUCCAAACACAAGACAAUGGUUGAAGCUAGGAAUGGUGCUGGUCCAAUUAAAUCUUAUCCUCGGCCUGGAUCCAGAUUGAAGACUCAUGGAACUAGUAUGGGUUCGGGACUACAGAACAAAACUUUUCAUUGUGAGAUUUGUGAUGUCCAUGUCAAUUCAGAAAUUCAACUUAAGCAGCACAUUUCUAGCAGGAGGCACAAGGACAGAGUUGCAGGGAAACCUACAAAACCGAAAUAUAGUCCGUAUAACAAACUACAGCGUAAUCCAAACAUUCUAGCAGCAAAGCUGGCCUUCCAAAAAGAUAUUCUUAAGCCUUUGGCACCUGCCUUUCUCUCCUCUCCUCUGGCUGCUGCAGCUGCGGCUGUAUCCACAGCUCUGACUCUCCCACCACGACCUUCUGCUGCUCUCUUCCAGGCUCCUGCGAUACCCACAGCUCUCCUAAGGGCAGGACACGGGCCUCUCCGAGCUACUCCAGCAUCUAUCCUCUUUGCUCCCUACUGAAUUGGGAAUAAGCAAGGCAUAACUUUGGCCAUUUGGAACAAUGGCAAAAGAAGAUGAGAGCAAGAUGUCUUUUUUUUUUAACAAGACUGUGUUUUUAAGAUCUUGGGCUUGAUUCUGUCCCCAGAAAAUAAGUUACAAAACUCAUUGGGAUGAAUUGCAAUCUAGAAUCCAUAGGCUUGUGGGGGUUUUAAGUAAAGGUCAGAUAUCUGGUUUACAAAUAUAUAUAUAUUGUGCACAAAAUAUAUCAAAGGUUCAUAUGUCUGUUUUUAACUGGAUAUUAUGAUUUGUAAAGAAGGAAUGUGGAAUAUUUUCCUGUGUGACUUGAAAAACCAGAAUUGUAUACAUGGGUCUCUGGAAGCCAACUUAUUCAUAUUCUGGUCAGCAGAUUCUGGUGUGCCACAAAAGUUGAGUGAGAGAAUUAGUGGAUUGUUACUUCUUAUUACCUAAUGUACUCCCAUUCCUUAAUAUGUGUCUUGUUUAGGCCUUAGUAUGAGUACAUCUUGUGUAACGCUGCAGAUUUAUCUCUCAUUUGAUUUUAAAUCAUUUUAGUGGCAGUGCAAAUAUUUAGAAGCACAGCUCAGCCUUGAAACUUUUCUUUUUGAAAAAUUUAAUGUCUUUAAUUUAUCAUUUUAUUUAGAAAGACUUAGAAGUAACAAAGCCAUAUAUCCCAUAAGUAAGAUGAUGACUUGUUUACAAUUUUUAUUUAAUUUAUUUUGCAUUCAGUUAUUCCCUCACCCUCGCCCCGUUGCUAAAUAUCUACUUCAAAGACAUUUCAUCAUUUAUAUGUUUACUAAAGAGAUUGUGCACAUUGUUCAAUCAGAUAAUGUGCUGACAUAUUUAUUAUUCAUACACACAUUUCCCUUCACACUCAUGUAUAUACAUAUCUCAGUUUGGUUUGCGUUUCUAAACUUUCCUACAGAAUGAUGGCUGCAUACAGUUGUGGCUCCCAAUGCAAUAAUGUACAGGAGAUAAAAUAUUUAUAAAACAAAUUAUUCGUUCUGUUGAUGAAUAUUAUUAUUCUAGCCUGUCUACUUCCCCCCCACACACACACACCAUUUUAUCAAUAUAAUUUGGGCACUGAGGACAUAUUUGUAUGUCUUGCUUGUGAAAAUGAGGGUAUUCUCCAAAAGCAUCUUUUGCUUCCAAUCUGUAAAGAGUAUGUAUUUAUAUUUUUAAAAGUACAUUUUAAUAAAAUAUCGAGGGAAAAUAAUAAUAUAAUUUAUUAACGAGAAAAAAAUUCAGGUGGCACUCUUAAAUGAGCUCUGUACUGCUAAAACGGCAUUACACAGAAUUUAUUUUUAAAACUUUGAUAACUGAAUCAUGGUAUCGCUCACUUACAUAAAACUGUACAAUCACUUGAUUAAACUUUCAUGGGUAAUGAAUGACUAGUUAUGAAUACAUAAUAGAUACUUUGCAUAUCACUCUGAGAAGCUUAAUAUCACGGUGUGCUGUUUUUAAGAGACAGAAAUCUAUAGUACUGUAUACAUACCUAAAGGGGUUAUUAAAAAAAAUAAGCAUCA